GAACCCGGGAGGAGAGAAGAGGGGAGCAGUGUGGAGAUCCAGACUUCUGUGACGCGCGUGGGGCAACACGAGGCUCGGGGUGUGUGACAAGGGCUGUCACCAUGUGGCUCAGAGAAGGUUCCUGCUGUCUCAGGGCUCAUCUUCUAGUGGGGAGAGAUGGACAGCUCAACCAGGACACGGGUGCUGACAGAGCAGUCGGUACUCAGGGCCACGAAGAAAAGUAAGCAGGGGCAGGAGAUAGCAACAGCCGGGGGCCCUUAGGUGGUCUGGGAACACCUCUCCCAGAAGGAGACAUUCGAGCUGAGCGCUGGAUGAGGGAGAGGGCCCCCAGAGGGAAACCCAACCAGCCCGCGCUCCAGCAGCCCCGCCAGGGACCCACCAACGAGGCCCGGAUGGCAGCCGCGGCAGCCCUGGCCCGGCUCGAACAGAAGCAGCCCAGGGCCCGGGGCCCCACGUCGCAGGAGUCCAUCCGGAACCAGGUGAGAAAGGAACUUCAGGCCGAAGCCACUGUCAGCGGGAGCCCAGAGGCCCCAGGGACCAACAAGGUGCCUGAGCCCAGAGAGGAGGGCUCGACCCAGCUGGCAGUGCCCGCGGUGUGCUUCACCUGCCCACUCACGGGGGCCACGCUCAGGAAGGACCAGCGGGAUGCGCACAUCAAAGAGGCCAUUCUCUCGCACUUUUCCAGCGACCCCGUGGCUGCCUCCAUCAUGAAGAUCCACACGUUCAACAGAGACCGGGACAGGGUGAAGCUGGGUGUGGACACCAUCGCCAAGUACCUGGACAACAUCUGCCUGCACCCCGAGGAAGAGAAGUACAGGAAGAUCAAGCUGCAGAACCGCGUGUUUCAGGAGCGAAUUAACUGCCUGGAAGGGACCCACGAGUUUUUUGAGGCCGUCGGCUUCCAGAAGGCCCUGCUUCCGGUGCCCGAUCAGGAGGGCCCCGAGGAGUUCUACGUGCUGAGCGAGGCCGCCCUGGCCCAGCCCCAGAGCCUGCGGAAGCACAAGGAGCAGCUGCUGGUCGCCGAGCCCGUGCGGGCCACGCUGGCCCGCCAGCGCCGCGUCUUCCAGCCCUCGCCCCUGGCCUCCCAGUUUGACCUGCCCGGGGACUUCUUCAACCUCACGGCGGAGGAGGUCAAGCGGGAACAGAGGCUCAGGUCCGAGGCCGUGGAGCGGCUGAGUGUGCUGCGGACCAAGGCCAUGCGGGAGAGGGAGGAGCAGAGAGAGCGGCGCAGAUACACCUACACGCUGCUGCGCGUCCGCUUCCCCGACGGCUGCCUGCUCCAGGGCACCUUCUACGCCCGGGAGCGGGUGGCCGCGCUGUAUGCCUUCGUCCGGGAGGCCUUGCAGAGCGACUGGCUGCCUUUCGAGCUGCUGGCCUCGGGCGGGCAGAGGUUGUCGGAGGAGGAGAGCCCGGCCUUCGACGAGUGCGGGCUGGUGCCCUCCGCCCUCCUGACCUUCUCGUGGGACGCAGCCCUGCUGGAGGACCUCAGGGCCGCAGGGGCGGAACCGGACUCUUCUAUCCUGAAACCUGAGCUCCUGUCGAGCAUCGAGAAGCUCUCGUGAAAUAAAAGCAGGGUUGGCUUUA
Messenger RNA from Acinonyx jubatus (cheetah), 1584 nucleotides. It is a transcript of the gene UBXN6, whose product is annotated as UBX domain protein 6. The coding region runs from base 312 to 1562 and encodes 416 amino acids. Gene Ontology annotation, molecular function: protein binding. The transcript is spliced from 10 exons. The record is from RefSeq and is a predicted model, not a curated record. NCBI's taxonomy places the organism in Eukaryota, Metazoa, Chordata, Mammalia, Carnivora, Felidae. Gene Ontology annotation, cellular component: cytoplasm.